Cyclopterus lumpus (lumpfish) is the source of this 921-nucleotide messenger RNA. It is a transcript of the gene pi15a, whose product is annotated as peptidase inhibitor 15a. The record is from RefSeq and is a predicted model, not a curated record. Gene Ontology annotation, cellular component: extracellular region. The coding region runs from base 35 to 814 and encodes 259 amino acids. Lineage: Eukaryota; Metazoa; Chordata; Actinopteri; Perciformes; Cyclopteridae. The transcript has 5 exons.
AUUUUGCUUGCAGUUUCCACCCCAAAAAACGAACAUGAAACCUGAGUUAUUUGCAGUAGACGUAAUGCUGCUGUGCUUAUCUUGCGGAGCAAGUGCAUUGGCAACGACGUUCCCUGCUGCCUCCACGUUCUUGCCAGCGGCCAAUUUCACCAAUCGUUGCGCCGUGCGCACCCAGGGGACCGAUGUCACGGCAAUUUCCAAAACCAGGAGGAAGCGUUACAUUAGUCAGAACGACAUGCUGGCCAUUCUUGACUACCAUAACAAAGUAAGAGGGAAGGUGUUUCCCCCAGCAUCCAAUAUGGAAUACAUGGUGUGGGACGACACCCUGGCUAAGACAGCCGAGGACUGGGCUCAUGCCUGCCAGUGGGAGCACGGGCCACCUCACCUCCUCAGGUUCCUGGGUCAAAACCUCUCCGUCAGGACAGGACGCUAUCGAUCCAUUCUCCAGCUGGUUAAGCCAUGGUACGAUGAGGUCAAAGAUUAUUCUUUUCCAUACCCCCGUGACUGCAACCCUCGAUGCCCUCUCAGAUGCUUCGGGCCCAUGUGUACCCAUUAUACACAGAUGGUUUGGGCAACAUCCAACAAAGUUGGCUGUGCUGUUCACACGUGCCACAACAUGAAUGUAUGGGGUUCAGUGUGGAAACGGGCAACGUAUUUAGUUUGCAACUACUCACCCAAGGGUAACUGGAUCGGAGAGGCUCCCUACAAAGUAGGCGUACCCUGCUCCGCCUGCCCCCCCAGCUACGGGGGCUCCUGCAGCAACAACAUGUGCUUCCCCACUCUCAAGACAAACUACCUGCACUGGUUCAAAUAAACACAGGUUUCCUCUCGACAUAAGCUGACGACCUACAGUACCACAGAGACAUCAUAUUAAUCCCGUAAGGAUUUGCACAAAAGUCUUGGACCACACUAUUUUGUAUA